AUGUACAUCACUCUCUACUACCUCGUCACCCGGCUCCCUGACUCCCUUCGCUCAGUCAGGGACCACUUCCUCUCCCUUUGCCCCACCACGCUCACCGUUGACCUCCUCGAGGAGCGCCUCCUUGCAGCAGAGAAGAUUUUAGUUGCUGAACGAGCCUCUCAUGGUGACCCUCAUGCCCCUUUCUUUGAGGGGUGCUCCCCCGUCCCUCUUUUGCCCUCUGUUGCCUCUUCUGCUGCUGUCGACCUCGUUGGCACCGAGUCGAUCGGCGCUGCGUCUGCUCCUAGUGGGAAGCGCCGCAACGGCAGGAGCAAGGGGGGCAAGGGUGCUGGAGGGGAUGGCGGGGGCGGCGGUGGUGGUGGUGGAGGCGGCGGAGGGGGUGGGGGUGGAGGUGCCUCCCGCUCCUUCUUUUGUGACUGCACCACACUCACGCCGAACACUCGGCAAGUGGCAGUCUCCCUGGCUGACCCCUCUGGGGGUCCGGUCCUUGCACACUCCUCUACUGUUCUGCCAUGUCCGGCGGUCCCAUCUGGCUCUCUGUCUGGCCUCCACCUCCCCUCGUUCUCCACGAACUUGGUGAGUGGAGCUGACCUUCAGGACUUGUGGAUUGACCAGUUCACUCCUGGAGGUAGCCGCGUCGGGUCAGGUGUUUGCUGCAGUGUCCCGGUCUAG
Molecule: messenger RNA, 669 nt
Organism: Closterium sp. NIES-65
Lineage: Eukaryota; Viridiplantae; Streptophyta; Zygnematophyceae; Desmidiales; Closteriaceae
Source: the annotation of a GenBank genome assembly